AAGCUCUAUAUAAAGCAUUACAUCAUCUUCAUAGUGCUUUAUCUCUACCACACAACUACAACAAACCAUACUAAUAACAACAAAAGCAGAACACCAAAGAAAAAAAGUAGCUUCAAUGGCGGAAACACUAGCUCAAACAACAACCCAUGUAGCCAUACUACCGAGUCCAGGCAUGGGCCACCUCAUCCCACUCGUCGAGUUAGCAAAACGACUCGUUCAUCAACAUAAUAUUUCCAUCACCUUCAUCGUCCCAUCAAAUGGUCCGCCUUCAAACGCUCAAAAAUCCGUUCUUCAAUCACUUCCGGCCGCCAUAACGUCUGUAUUUCUUCCGCAAGCAGAUUUAUCAGACGUACCAACUGAUGCAAAAAUAGAAACUGUAAUUUCCCUUACUAUUUCUCGCUCGCUGGCUUCUCUCCGCCACGAGCUGAAGUCCAUCGUUUCGACGACGGGGCUCGCUGCUUUGGUGGUGGACCUUUUCGGGACGGAUGCAUUUGACGUCGCUAGAGAAUUUAACGUUUCUCCGUUCAUUUUUUUUCCUUCUACGGCUAUGGCUUUGUCUUUGUUUUUUUAUCUGCCUGAGCUUGAUAAAAAUGUUUCAUGUGAGUUUUAUGAGCUACAAGAACCCGUUAAAAUUCCCGGGUGUGUACCCGUUCCCGGGAAUAAAUUACUUGACCCGGUUCAAGAUCGGAAUAGUGAUGCGUAUAAACGGGUUCUUCAUCAAGCAAAGAGGUUUAGAUUAGCUGAUGGUGUGAUGGUUAAUAGUUUCACGGACUUGGAAGAAGGGGCAAUUAAAGCUUUACAAGAGAAAGAUCCAUCGGGUAAGCCACCGGUUUAUCCGGUUGGUCCGCUUGUGAAUAUGGGUUCGACCCGUCCUAGUAAUAAGGAGGAGGAUGCAGAAUGUUUGAGGUGGCUGGAUGAGCAGCCACAUGGCUCCGUUUUAUUCGUUUCAUUUGGAAGUGGUGGGACCCUUUCUUAUGAUCAGAUCAAUGAGUUAGCUUUGGGAUUAGAAAUGAGUGGGCAGAGAUUCUUAUGGGUCGUAAAAAGUCCGAAUGAUGGAGUUGCUAACGCAACUUUUUUCAGUAUCCAAAGUCAAAAUGACCCGUUGGAUUUCUUACCCAAAGGGUUCAUGGUUCGGACCCGAGGGCGCGGUCUGGUAGUUCCAUCAUGGGCACCACAAGCACAGGUAUUGAGCCACGGCUCGACCGGUGGGUUCUUAACUCAUUGUGGAUGGAACUCUACACUUGAAAGUGUGGUCAAUGGCGUGCCGUUAAUCGCAUGGCCUCUAUACGCUGAGCAGAAAAUGAACGCCGUCAUGCUAACGGAGGAUAUCAAGAUUGCUAUUUCACUGAAAAAUAGUGAUAGCAGCAGCAUAAUCGGGAGAGAAGAGAUCGCAAAUGUAGUUAGAAGUUUAAUGGAAGGCGAACAAGGAAAAAAAGUUCGUAAUAGAAUGAAGGACUUAAAAGACGCAGCAGCGAUGGCCAUAGGUCAUAAUGGUUCAUCCACACGAGCGCUAUCUGAUAUAAUUCUCAAGUGGAAAAACUCGAAACGUAAUUAAUUCCAAUGCACAAUAAUUUAAAAAAUAUGUGUGUUCGAUAUAUCUUUAUUAACAUCAUGAGAUUAAACUUUUAGACAAUGUUCUUCCCAAAAGAUAAAACAACUGCAAUUAAUUCUGUAUAAUCUCUCAUAAUUUAGUUAUUUUUGUUUUCUCUAUUUAGACAUAAACAGUACUAGUUGUAAUUAUUUUCUACUUUUCUUCA
Mercurialis annua (annual mercury) is the source of this 1757-nucleotide messenger RNA. Its product is annotated as hydroquinone glucosyltransferase. Gene Ontology annotation, molecular function: UDP-glycosyltransferase activity. The record is from RefSeq and is a predicted model, not a curated record. Bases 116 to 1555 code for a protein of 479 amino acids. The transcript has a single exon. NCBI's taxonomy places the organism in Eukaryota, Viridiplantae, Streptophyta, Magnoliopsida, Malpighiales, Euphorbiaceae.